GGCGGAUGGGAAGCAGAGCGGAGGAGCAUGAAACAGCAAGAAAACGGAACACGCUCUGAGGUCGAGCCCUGGAUUGAGGAUCCGGCAGCCAAGCUCACCGCAUUGACCACACCCGCCGGCAACAGCAAGCUGCAUCCACACCUGCGGCCAUUUCGGGCACCACCGUCGAUCCUUUACAACAUUCUCGCGACGGCCGCUAAAGAUGCUUCAGGGCUCCGCCCCGGGAAGCCUAAUGUGCUACGGCACCGCGACGUUCUGUAGCCGCUGGGCAGGCAUCUGUAGUAGUACUGCUAGCAAUGUAUUCGCGCGCAGCCCACUGAGGGCCGCGGGGGGGGCGGCGGCGCACUGCUGUACACGCGCUGGGCGCCCGGAGCGAGCCGACGCGCUCGCAGAGUCGGCAGGCCGAGCGGCAGGGGCCGCCUGCGCUGUCGCCGACACGCGCGGGAUGCGCAGGGAGGAACAACGGGAAGAGGAGGAGGAGGAGGAGGGGGAGGGGGAGGGGGGAGAAGGAAGAAGGAGAGGGCGGGCGUACACUUUCUGCUCCCUGACGCGCGCGUUGUGGCCCGUCUGUGUGAGCCUAGAAGAGAGCACACAAACACCGAAAGAAAACUUGCACUGUGGCAUCCUAAACGGUCGCCGAGAACUGCUCUGGCGCCGCACGGCCCGCAACGACGCAGCCGCGCUCUGCGCGAGGCCAGACGGCUUGAAACAGCCCCCCCCCUGCGGACACUCGCGUGCAGCCGCCGCUCGGCGCCGGGGGGAGGGUGAGGGUCACUAGUGACCCCCAUGUGGCUCUACGCCGGGGGCACGCCACGAGGGCCCCCACCCCUGGCUGGCACCGAAGCCGCAGCCAGGCACGGAGGACACGUGGGUCUCCGUCCAGCAGUUCCUCGGCCGCCCGUGGGCCUCUGUUAGGCUCGGGCGGGGCCCACUCCCGUGCCCCUGGGUCGAGGGGUCACUGGGGUGCACGACCGGGCGGGCGGCGGGCGCGGGCUCAGAAGGCUGAGCCCCGCAUUCGCCACAAGGUGACGGCUGGUGGACCACCUCGCCGUCGGCAUAGAGCUCCAAUUCGCAACACUCUCAAGAGACCUGUAGAGCUGUCGAUCAACUCGAACUUUGACUAAAUGCUUCCGCUGGUAUGCCAGGACCUGAGGUCGCUGACUGUGGCAUCUGGGAAAACUGCAGCCACCUGACUACCAGCGACUGCCAUACCGACAAAUUCGAGAAGGUCCUCCCUCUGUGCAUCAGGAUGUUCAUUCUCCG
This is a messenger RNA of Prorocentrum cordatum, 1263 nucleotides long. Lineage: Eukaryota; Dinophyceae; Prorocentrales; Prorocentraceae. The record is from the annotation of a GenBank genome assembly.